This is a messenger RNA of Halichondria panicea, 1052 nucleotides long. RefSeq names its product protein lev-9-like. Bases 198 to 1052 code for a protein of 284 amino acids. NCBI's taxonomy places the organism in Eukaryota, Metazoa, Porifera, Demospongiae, Suberitida, Halichondriidae. The record is from RefSeq and is a predicted model, not a curated record. The transcript is spliced from 6 exons.
CUGCAAUUUUGAAUGGAUCUUCUACCACACCUGCUGAAGUAGUUACAUUUGGAGAAACUGUGACUUACGAAUGUGAUACUGGUAAUGAGGUGUCGGGAUCAUCUACUGUAACUUGUCAAGCAGACAAGAGUUGGAGCUCAUUACCGGCUUGUACAGCUAUCUCAUGUGGAGCUGCUCCUACAAUUAUCAAUGGAUCAAUGACUUCUACUGGUACUACAUUUGGGGAAACGGCCAAUUACAUUUGUGAUAUUGGUUUCAGUCUGACUGGUUUAUCAACAAUUACUUGUCAGGUAAACCAAACUUGGGAGGUUGAACCUGUUUGCACAGUUGUCUCUUGUGGAGUACCUCGAAUAGUUAAAGAAGGAUCUAGUAAUUUCACUGGGACCACAUUUGGAGAGACAGCUACUUACAGCUGCAAUAAUGGCUACCAUAUUUCUGGUUCAGCCGAAAUAAUUUGCCAGGCAGAUGCGAACUGGGAUGCUGAGCCAGAGUGCUUGCUAGCAGAUUUUUCAUGUGGUUCUCCUCCUGUUAUCCUCAACGGAUCUCCUGGUAGACCAACUUCCGUACUAACUGGUGGAAUAACUACAUAUACCUGCGAUCAUGGAUUCAUCCUAAUCGGCUCAAACACAGCUACUUGUUUGUCAACUGGUGUGUGGACAGCACCAUCUACAUGCCAAACUACUCCCCCAGUCUACUUAUCGCUUUUCUCCACCAACUACUUGUCUACUCUCCCGGAAAUCCCCCUAUCCUCUGUGGGAGAGGGGAAGAACAGUUCCCUUUCCUGCCAUACCGACCUGGCUGCUUGUUGCCGACAGCUGGAUUCAGGAGUGGAGGGUGGUCUAGGAAAGUGGCAUUAUCCAAACGGAACAGUUGUAGUGACAGAUAAACUACGGGAUGAUCUGUAUACAACUAGGGAACAGAAGAUGGUCAGUUUGAAUCACAAGAAUGCUACCAAUGUUUCAGGUGGUGUGUACUGUUGCGUUGUGCCUACUACUCAAGGAAAGCAGUCUAUUUGUGCAAACUUAGAUAAAGAUGUGAAGGAGUUUGUUUAG